Penicillium diatomitis is the source of this 1272-nucleotide messenger RNA. RefSeq names its product putative cAMP receptor-like protein. Gene Ontology annotation, biological process: cell surface receptor signaling pathway; adenylate cyclase-activating G protein-coupled receptor signaling pathway. Gene Ontology annotation, cellular component: plasma membrane. The record is from RefSeq and is a predicted model, not a curated record. The coding region runs from base 1 to 1272 and encodes 423 amino acids. The transcript has 4 exons. Gene Ontology annotation, molecular function: G protein-coupled receptor activity. Lineage: Eukaryota; Fungi; Ascomycota; Eurotiomycetes; Eurotiales; Aspergillaceae.
AUGUCUCCAACACCACAGCAGCUGCUUGCGAUCUCCAUCACAGAGCGCGUCUGCUCAGCGGUUUCUUUGCUUGGCGCCUUUGUGAUCGUGACCACUUUUAUGAGUUCCUGGUCAUUUCGAAAGCCUAUCAACCGCUUAGUCUUUUAUGCUUCCUGGGGCAAUAUCAUGGCGAAUCUAGCCACACUGAUCUCACAGUCUGGGAUUCAUUCGGGUGUGGACAAUCCGCUGUGCCAGUUUCAGGCUUUUCUCAUUCAGUGGUUCAUGCCAGCCGAUGCGUUGUGGACAUUUGCAAUGGCGUGUAAUGUCUAUUUGACUUUUUUCCACAAGUAUAAUUCAGACCAACUUCGUCAGUUGGAAUGGAAGUACCUGGCUGGUUGUUAUGGUAUACCUUUUAUCCCGGCCUUUGUGUACUUCUUCAUCAGCACGUCAAGUCUUGGACGGGUCUAUGGCUCGGCAGUGCUCUGGUGCUGGGUCUCCCGUCCCUGGGACUUUCUGCGCAUCGCAACCUUCUACGGACCCGUCUGGAUGGUCAUCUUCGUCACAUUCACCAUCUAUCUGCGCGCCGGCUCCGUCAUCUACCAAAAGCGUCGCCAACUCGAAGCACUAGAAAAUGCGGACUGCUCAGAUGCACAGCCAGCCACCGACUCACCACCCAUCUCGUCCUCUCUUUGCGGAAUUCAAGUCACCCAUGAAGUUGCCCUCUUCGAACCAGAGCGCCCAUGCUCUGCACUUUCCAACCACCCCAGCUCUGCUGCCUCCAGUAUCCACGGCCUCGAUUCACCCGUCUUCACUCCGUACUCCGUCUCUGUCGAAAGCGGGACUGUGGAUCCCAUCAUCAUGUAUCUGAACUCGAUGCCAGAACAGACCCCUCAUUAUGGACCAGGGUCCCGCUCGAGACAGAACUCGACCGUGUCGCACUCUGAUGCGUCAAUCGCGCUGAAAAAUGCCAGAUGCACCGGUGCGGAUUCGAGUCCGACUCGCCGCACGGCAACAGCCGAUAUUGGCUCGGCUGCAUGGAUCUAUACCAAGUAUGCGAUGUUGUUUUUCAUUGCAUUACUUGUGACGUGGGUCCCGUCUACUGCAAAUCGCGUAUACUCGCUGGCUCGUCCCGACGAUUUCUCUUUUGCGUUGAAUUACGCUUCGAGCUUUGUGCUGCCGCUCCAGGGAUUCUGGAAUAGUUUGAUUUACGUGUCGAUCUCCUGGCCUGCAUUCAAAGCAUUGUGGACGAAGUUGCGUGUCAGCUUAUCUGGUUUGAAGCGAGAUGUCUCGUGA